Cataglyphis hispanica is the source of this 2543-nucleotide messenger RNA. It is a transcript of the gene MTPAP, whose product is annotated as poly(A) RNA polymerase, mitochondrial. NCBI's taxonomy places the organism in Eukaryota, Metazoa, Arthropoda, Insecta, Hymenoptera, Formicidae. Gene Ontology annotation, biological process: mitochondrial mRNA polyadenylation. Gene Ontology annotation, molecular function: poly(A) RNA polymerase activity. The transcript has 6 exons. The coding region runs from base 195 to 1943 and encodes 582 amino acids. The record is from RefSeq and is a predicted model, not a curated record.
AUAAUAAUAAUAUUUAAGCUCAACUGGCUGCACUAAUUCAGAGUUUAUUUUUUCUUCACAUUAGAACGAGAAAGUUAACUUUGAAGUGCAGCUAGUUCAUCUUAAAAGUAUCUCACAAUCAGUUGGACUUGUGUGAAUUGGUGUGAAUACACGUGCUGCAGUGCUGCAUGUAAAGAAUAAGCGCUUAUUUAAAAAUGGCGCUCUUAAAUCGUGCUAAUUUAAAUUCUUUUAAUUUACUAUUAAAUCAUUAUUACAAGUUCGCGACGGGUACGGUAAGAUUAAAAACGCGUGGACAAAUUUCAUUAUCGUCACAUCUCAGACAAGAAAAGAUUAAACAAAUGUCCGGCAAUUUUGCAGACUCAGAAAACAGCCCAGAGUUGUCAAAUGUCAAAAGCAGGACGUUUGAAACUAUAAUUGCCAACAGAAGAGAUCAGGCAUGUCGAAGUAUGUUGGUACAGGUAAAGUCGUUGGAUUCACAAGAUGAUCUCCAAAAUUAUUGUGCUCAAUUUGGAGAUAUUUUAAGUAUGCACCAUUAUCAAAAAGACAAGGAACAUUAUAUUUUGAUUGAAUUUAAAGAUAUAGUAUCAAUAAAUGAAAUUAUGUCAUCUGCAUCCUUUGGGGAUGAAGUCUCAAUUGCCCCUAUAAAAUCAUCAGUAUUUUGGUUUCGCAAAAGACAAUUUACUUUAAGUUAUAAGAAAAAUCAGAAAAAGAUAAUGUUAGCUACAGAAAAUGGAUGCACAUAUCCUACUGAAAAGGAAAUUGCAAACUUCUUACAUAAUGCAAAAUCGAUAUCGGGGCAAAUAAUAAAUUUAUACGAGGCAUUAAAACUGAACGAUUUAGAAAUAAGACUGAGAUUUCACACUGCUUAUCACUUGGAACAAUAUUUUUCUAGAUUAUUUCAAAAUAUCAAAGUUUUACCAUUUGGUUCCUCUUUGAAUGGAUUUGGGACGAAAAGAUGUGACCUUGAUUUAGUUCUCAUUUUAGAUAACAUUCAGAAUAAAUCCACAAAUAUGGUAUUUCAUACAAAAUCUAUGAAACUUAAUGAGAGGCGUGAAAAAAAAGAAUUUAUGGGAAUACUCGCAAGUACUAUGCAGCAUUUUAUCCCUGGCAUUCAUAAUGUACGAAAGAUCUUAGAAGCUAGAGUACCUAUAAUUAAAUUCAAUUACAAUUAUACAAAUAUUGAAUGCGACUUAAGCGCAACAAACAUGACUGCUGUAUACAUGUCCGAACUGUUAAAUUUAUAUGGAGAGAUAGAUUGGCGGGUAAGACCGCUUGUUACAGUAAUACGGAAAUGGGCAAAGAGUCAGAAGAUAACAUCUGAUGUGCCAGGACAAUGGAUAACGAAUUUCUCUCUUUCAUUAUUGGUGCUCUUUUACUUACAACAGCAACACAUACUGCCGUCUUUAAAAACAUUGAAAUUGUAUGCAACACGUGACGACAUUCGUUGUACAGAGAAUGGCAUUGAUUGCACCUUCCAGCGAAAUCUUGAAAAAUUGCCAGCUGAGUACAAGUAUAAAUCGAAUCAAGACAAUCUGGAAUCGCUGCUAUAUGGUUUCUUUAAAUUUAUUUCGACAUUUAACUUUUACACAGACGGGAUAUGUAUUCGCGAAGGAACGGUGAUCCCGAAACCGUCGUCCUCGGCGCUUUAUAUCACUAAUCCCCUAGAAACGACAUUGAAUGUGUGCAAGAACGUAAAUACUUACGAGUUAAAUCUCAUAAACGAAAAGGCGCACGAUGCAUUAUUUAUAUUAGAGACUCACAACUCCAAAAAUAACAAUGACUGGGGCAUUAUGGUUUUAUUAAAAAUGAAAAACUUUGAAAUAAUGGGUACGUUGAAGUUAAACAGAAAAGAACAGAGUAUUGUGGAUUAUUUGGAAAAUUAUUCUGAUGAAAUUUCUAAAGUUGAUAUCAAUCCAUCAAAGAAAAAGAAAAAAACGGUAUGAUGUUUAGACAAAUAGUGAUGUUAUAUAUACAUUUCAUCUCGGCAGAAAUAUACAUGUCAUAUAUAUUCCUGCAUGAGACGCUUGCAACAAUUUUUUUAUAUAAAUGAUUUGGGAUAUAUUUAGUGAUGGUGCCAGAAAAAAUAGAAACAUUUUAUGCAAGAAGAAAAGAAGAAUCUGAAGAAGAUAUUUUGUUGCAGCCAGUUGUAUGUACUGUACUAUAUGUGCAUUGUGAAAAUAGGAGAAAAAAUGUACAUAAAAUAAUGACAUUAUAUAUAUACAUGAAUCAUAAAUGAAUAUGUGUUAGCUUUAAUAUAAUGCAAUCAGUUAUUGGCUUAAUUUAUUUACUUAUAUUCCUGGAUACUUUUUCGAAAAUUAUAGCUAAAAUGUUUUUUUGAUUUUCAUUUAUCAAAGUUUCUAGUUUCUAGUUUCUAGUUUUAUAUAAAACAACCCAUAAAAUUCGAUAUAUACCGAGCAUCAUAUCUUUAUCAUGUUUUAUACAUAACAUACAACUGCGAACAUUUAUAUAAUUAAAUGGAAAUGUGCGUCCCUUUCACAUACAAUACACAAAUGCAGUAUAUAAAUCAAGGAUAUAUUUAUUAA